CGUCUGACACCAGGAACAGGACAGUGUAACAUGACAGUUGGAGAGUUUAUUUUUCAAACGUAGCUCAUGUUUUAGCGUAAAAUCUCCCGACGGCAACUUGUUUGACUUACUGUUGUGAUUUAUGGAGCUAUUCAUUAUUAUUACCAAUUCUGAGUCGCUAUUAUUGUCUUAAAAUGGCAGCAUGACGUGCUUAUACGUGAGUGGAAACAGCCUAAGUUUGUUCAUUGAGAGACUAACUGGGCAACCACACAAUCAGUGCACAGUUCGGUGACCUGUUCAGACUGCUCAAGAAGCACAAAAUGUCGCCGUCGCCAUUCUUACCGCUGGCCAUCAACGGUCUCAUGUCAGCACUAGGCUGCUUGGCCACAAUGAAGCUGAUUCCCACUUUCAAGGACCAUUUCAUCGCGGCCAGAUUGUACGGGAUGGAUCUAAACAAACUGACAAAAAAUCAAGUUCCAGAAUCACAGGGUGUCAUCAGUGGGACAGUCUUCCUCAUCAUUCUCUUCUGCUUCAUCCCAGUGCCUUUCCUCAGUUGCUUUGUGGGAGAUCAGUGCAAUGGCUUCCCACACAAUGAAUUUGUGCAGCUGAUCGGUGCGCUUCUCGCUAUCUGCUGCAUGAUCUUUCUGGGAUUUGCUGACGAUGUGCUCAAUUUGCGAUGGAGGCACAAGCUCCUGCUUCCCACUAUGGCAUCCCUGCCACUUCUCAUGGUUUAUUUUACAAACUUUGGCAACACGGUCAUCUUGGUGCCUAAACCAUUCCGAGCACUGCUGGGGCUGCAUCUGGAUCUAGGUAUUCUUUACUAUGUCUACAUGGGCAUGCUGGCAGUCUUCUGUACAAAUGCCAUCAACAUCCUGGCUGGUAUUAACGGCAUCGAGUCAGGUCAAGCUCUGUUCAUCUCUGGCUCCAUCAUCAUCUUUAACCUGCUGGAGCUCAGCGGGGAUUAUCACGACGACCAUGUUUUCUCUCUCUACUUCAUGAUGCCGUUUUUCUUCACCACCUUAGCACUUUUUUACCACAACUGGUACCCCUCGUCUGUGUUCGUGGGAGACACUUUCUGCUACUUUGCUGGAAUGACCUUUGCUGUAGUUGGCAUUCUGGGACACUUCAGCAAAACAAUGCUAUUAUUUUUCAUUCCUCAAGUGAUUAACUUUCUGUAUUCCUUGCCUCAACUAUUCCACAUCAUCCCAUGUCCCAGACACAGACUUCCCAGGUUGAAUCCGGACACAGGCAAACUGGGGAUGAGCUACUCUAAAUUCAAACGCAAGGACCUUUCUAAACUAGGACAUCUCAUUCUGCAGGUUGCAGAGUUACUGAAGCUCCUUGAGGUGGACAGAGGCCAGGAAAAUGAUGAUGAAUUUAUUGAGUGCAACAACAUGACCAUAAUAAAUCUCGUGUUGAAAUUCCUUGGUCCCACGCACGAGAGAAAUCUCACUGCCAUCAUGCUCCUGAUACAGGUAGAGCCAAAAACAGCUCAAACAGCCAUCUACUUUACAAAAAAGACAUUAGUGUUCCACUUUUUUUGUGUGCAGGUGAUGGGAAGCGCUUUGGCUUUUGGGAUCCGUUACCAUCUGGUGCGCCUCUUCUACGACGUCUAGAGAAUGACAGAAACAAAUAUUUAUGGAACAAUUUUACAGGCUCAUUGUUUGUGCCUUUUGAAAUAUUCCAUUACCUCAUUACUUUUGAUUCUCAGCCUCGAUGUGUGGCAAAGACCCAGUGUCAGGGUGAAAACAUUUGGCAACAAUAUGUUCGCAUAAUGUACGAAUAUGAUGCAAGUCUUUCUGAAAUUUGAAACUCUUAAUUUCUUUCCACCCCAAAAAUUAUAUUUUGGUGUUGGGUUUAAAGUAAUAUAGUGAGGUCUACUAUCCCCUGACAGAACCUCUAUCAUGCAGACUCAUGUUUGAAUAAAAUCCAAUAUGAAUUUUUUUAUAGUGCAGCAGUUCAUGGUUUCACUUGUACAUGUGCACUGUAAUAACCAUAUGAAGCUGUUAUGUAAAUAAAAGGGAUAUUUUUUUUAAUUGAUAAUCCUUUUUACCUCUGCAGUGGGGAUUUUUAUUAUCGCAACAGCGAACGGAAGAGCAAACUGUGCACAAUGCUCGAGAUAUUAAGACCACUCACGGAGCAAGUUUAAAAGCAAAUCAAGUUUUCUGGUGGACAGUUAGCAAUUUAGUUAUGAAAAUAUGUGACACAGGAUACAUUACAAAAAUUCAUUUGGGGAAGCUCAACAUUAGUUUUAAGUUACUGAAAAGGAUAAAGUUACUUUCUCUCUUUUCCCCACCAUGUACUCUAUUUUUUGUAUAAAAGCACUGGACUACUGUGAUUUAGAAUGUACCCACUAACUUCAAAUGGGAUGCUGGCAAUUAUUUGUGAAUAUAGUUGGCUGAGACUGUACAAUAAAGGCGGACAUACACAA
Molecule: messenger RNA, 2410 nt
Organism: Syngnathus acus (greater pipefish)
Lineage: Eukaryota; Metazoa; Chordata; Actinopteri; Syngnathiformes; Syngnathidae
Gene: dpagt1
Product: dolichyl-phosphate (UDP-N-acetylglucosamine) N-acetylglucosaminephosphotransferase 1 (GlcNAc-1-P transferase)
Exons: 8
Coding region: 300-1595 (431 amino acids)
Biological process (GO): dolichol-linked oligosaccharide biosynthetic process; protein N-linked glycosylation
Cellular component (GO): membrane
Molecular function (GO): UDP-N-acetylglucosamine-dolichyl-phosphate N-acetylglucosaminephosphotransferase activity
Source: RefSeq, a predicted model, not a curated record